GUUGGUCGUUUGUUUGACUUGUCUAGCAAGAAACUGCUGAGAAAGAGGAAAAAAUCCAGUUUGAAAACCAGUAUGAAAUGGCCAGAAGGGAAGCCAUGGAACGGAUGACCCGCGCAGAAGAGAAGAGACGGUGGGAGGACAGGCAGCAGGCGGAGGCUCUGCGCCAGCAGAUGGAAGAGCUCAGGCUGAAGGAGAUGGAGGCAACAAAGCUGAAGAAAGAACAAGAGAACUUGCUGAGGCGCCAGCGGGAGCUGGGCUUCCUGGAGGAAGAGAGGAGGGACAUGGAGGAGCGCAGGAGGAAAGCGGAGCUGGGACGCUUUUUGAGACACCAGUACAACGCUCAGCUGAACAGACACGCCCAGCAGAUCCAAGAGGAGCUGGAGGCGGACAGACGGAUCCUCUCGGCCCUUCUGGAGAAGGAAGAUGAGGACCAGCGGCGGGACUCGGCCCGGCGGGAGCAGGCGGCCGCGGAUGCUGCGUGGAUGAAACAAGUCAUCGAGGACCAGCUGGAGGUGGAGAGGGAGCGAGAAGCGGAGCUGCAGCUGCUGUACAGGGAAGAGGCCAAGCAGAUGUGGGAGAAGAGAGAGGCCGAGUGGGAGAGAGAGAGGCAGGCUCGAGACCGACUGAUGAAAGAGGUUCUCACAGAGAGACAGCAUCAGCUCCAAGAAAAGAUUGAACGAAAUCGGCAUGCGCAGAAGGAAGCCUUGAAGUACCGCGAGCAGCUGAUUCGAGGCCUGGAGGAGGCGAGGGAAGAGACCCGGAGAGGAAGAGCGGAAGAGGUGGAGGUGAAGACAAUUUGGAGACGGGACCUGGAGGCUCAGAUCGCAGAGCGCCAUCUCCAAGACCAGGAAGAACUCGAGCAACAGAGAAAGGAGGAGGAGGAGGCGAGGCUGGAGGACCAGUUACUGGAGGAACUCGUUGAUCAGGAGGCGCGCCUGAUGAGCGAGCGCGGCUUUCAGUCCAAGCCAUACGGUCGUCCCAGAAUUGCCUGGAACUGAACCUGAACGCCCAGCAAGCGCUAGGACCGAGGGUGCUGAGGCGUAGGUUGUCGUGCUAAUAAACCUGAUCACGUGUUCCGGGGAUUAAAAAUCAACGUUAUGUUAUGCUCACCAUUUGGAAAGGGUCACGUGUGAAUUAAAUGGUAGAGGAAGGGGCCAGACUGAGAGGGGCUGGGAACAUGUGCAUGUAGGCUAAGGUUGUAAAAGUGUAAUGAAAUGUAGGUAAACAUUUAGAAUGUUUUCAGAUAACUUUCUAUGGAAACUAACUUUAUUUAUAAAUAGCAAAAAGUUCUAAAGUUCCUAAUUAUUAAAUGUUGGGAGUUUGACUUUUCAGGAAGAAUUUCCUUGUAAACUCUUAAGACAUAACACACAAGACAGGAUGUGUCUUUCUUGUUGUCUCAUGCUCAAUUUCAAAUCCCCCAAGGUUACUAGUAAAUGUAAUGUUUAGUGAUAUGGCCAGCUAAUUGUUUAAAUAUAAUUAAGGCACUUAUUUAUUGGAGAUAUUUUUUAAUAAAUUUUUUUUAAAUGAG
Phascolarctos cinereus (koala) is the source of this 1528-nucleotide messenger RNA. RefSeq names its product trichoplein keratin filament binding (gene TCHP). The record is from RefSeq and is a predicted model, not a curated record. Gene Ontology annotation, cellular component: keratin filament. Gene Ontology annotation, biological process: apoptotic process. Lineage: Eukaryota; Metazoa; Chordata; Mammalia; Diprotodontia; Phascolarctidae.